CGGCAGGAAGGGGAGCAUCCCCCCCCCAACCCCGUGGCCCUGACGCCUGCGCAGACCAGUCGCCCGCCCAGCUCAGGCGCUCACACGGUGAAGCCUCGCGUUGCCUCACUUCACCUCGCCUCACCUGUCUCGCAGCGCCUCGCGACUUCGCCUCCCUUCACCUCCCCGGAGUCGUCAUGCCGCGCCUGCCUGUUGUCUGCCUGCUGCCCCGCCGCCGUGUGACCCUGCUGGUCCUGCAGCCUGGCCAGCGCCUGGCCCACUCGGAACCUCCACGUCAGCGCCCGGUGUCGACCUUAGAGGUGGCCAUUGCCCUGGUGGUGUUUUUUACCGCCUUCUUAACCCCCAGUGGGUAUGUGCUGAGCAAUCUGAACCAGUUCAGAAGAGAGUAGGUGGAAGAAGAUGUAGAGCAGCUGUUCCAGUCCAACACUUUGAGAAAAUGCUGUGGCUUCUUUAAAUGAGUAAAAGUGCUUAGUUGAGUUGAUGAUGAUGCAACAACCAUUGUGGGUAUUCACUUUCAUAACCAUAUGCUUAUGGUAAAUAUAUUGCGCUUUUUGGGAAUUGUGCGUUGUAGAAAGAGUUGGAUAGUCAUUUAAAAAUGAAUAAAAUUGAGACCUUUAUUCAUGCUUGG
Molecule: messenger RNA, 628 nt
Organism: Sus scrofa (pig)
Lineage: Eukaryota; Metazoa; Chordata; Mammalia; Artiodactyla; Suidae
Gene: COX8C
Product: cytochrome c oxidase subunit 8C
Biological process (GO): mitochondrial electron transport, cytochrome c to oxygen
Cellular component (GO): respiratory chain complex IV; mitochondrion
Source: RefSeq, a predicted model, not a curated record